Molecule: messenger RNA, 903 nt
Organism: Talaromyces proteolyticus
Lineage: Eukaryota; Fungi; Ascomycota; Eurotiomycetes; Eurotiales; Trichocomaceae
Exons: 4
Coding region: 1-903 (300 amino acids)
Source: RefSeq, a predicted model, not a curated record
AUGGCUGCUUCACACCAGAAGCUCAGUAGCAAACACCUUCCUCAAACUCCCAACUGGAAAGUCCGUAUUACAACUCGCAACCCUUCAUCUUCGGCCGCUCAAGCCUUGGCAGCACAGGGUACCGAAGUUGUACAGGCGGAUCUUUCUAACUCCAGCACGCUAUACAAAGCAUUUCAAGAUGCAAAUGCCAUCUUUUUGAACACCGACUUCUGGGGUAUUUACUUGUCUUUUGUGACUGCAAUGAUAACUAGCAAGGCAGAUUCAACAGGAGAACAACUUGCUGACCCCAGCAAAGUUGCCUACGAAACGGAGCUCACCCACGGCAAAAAUGCUGCUGAUGUAGCAGCCCAAGUACCAACACUGGAACGCUUCGUCUAUUCUGCGCUCCCGGCAACGACAAAAGUGACUUGCGGAAAGUGUCACUCUGAUCAUGCAGAGUCAAAAGACGCCAUUGUCGAGUACAUCGAAAAUGAACUCGUCGAUUUGGCCAAGAAGACAUCAUUGAUCUAUCUGGGCGCGUAUAACUCGAAUGCAUUGCUUAGCCCGAAGCUUGAUCCAUUACAUGGCAAAUACAAGCAGAUACCAAGAUGCCAAAUCAUCGAUCCGAACGAAUCGACAGGGCCAUUUGUGAGAGCUUUAAUUGAAGAUGAAGCUCCAGGUAUCAAGCUGCUGGGGUAUAAUACUAAAAGCUACUUGAGUUAUCAAGAAAUUUGUGAUAUCUGGUCGAGGGCGAGCGGUAAGAAAGCAGGAUUUGCUCGAGGCAGUCCGGCUCUUGCUGAGUUUGGCUACACAGGAUCGAUCAAAGUGAUUGAACCGAGUGACUUGAAAAAUACGGUGCAGACAAAGUCAUGGGAGGUGUGGAUAAUGGGAAGAGGCUCUAAAUUAAUCUUGGAAGUUGUCUAG